Molecule: messenger RNA, 4857 nt
Organism: Diachasmimorpha longicaudata
Lineage: Eukaryota; Metazoa; Arthropoda; Insecta; Hymenoptera; Braconidae
Product: glutamate receptor ionotropic, kainate 2-like
Exons: 21
Coding region: 1414-4740 (1108 amino acids)
Biological process (GO): monoatomic ion transport
Cellular component (GO): plasma membrane; postsynaptic density membrane
Molecular function (GO): ligand-gated monoatomic ion channel activity; signaling receptor activity
Source: RefSeq, a predicted model, not a curated record
UGACGGAGACAAUUAGGCCGAUGUCUACUAACCCAGAAACCGAAUGGAACGAGUAGAGCCGCUCAGUUUCGAAUGUUUUAAAGGGGGUUGACUCUGGCAGGCGCUGUUGCGACCACGCGUGCAUGCGCGCGCUUACCCCUCGCACGGCCGGUGGUACGGAAUUGCCAUCUUCACCCCCUUGCCUGGCAUCCCCCUGUACCAAACCCACUGGCUCCUCUCGGUAUUCGUGAGUUCCACCAGACCAGUGCCCGCGCGUCUUCCGCGAUUGCCAGACCGCGCUUUACCAAAACACAACAGUUGUGUUUAUUUUUCAAAAUCACAAAUCAUCCCCAACAACUCACAGCCACCUCCGUAAAAUUCCUAGAAUAUUCCGAUGAUGUUGAAUAAAUUCCCCGGACCGGAAUCAAUAAAAAAAUGAGAAAAUCCAAUUCAAAAAGAAAAAUAUUUUCAACCCCAUUAAAUAUUUAAUAAAAUAUAAAGUUCAACAUUGUCUACCCUUCCAAUGAAUAACCGUAAAAAUGUGGUGAUCAUUUCCACCGAAUUCUCCGAAAACUUCCCCGCUGUGGUCAGCGAAAUUAAAUACUCCGCAAAACUCCAACUUUCGCCCCAUAAUUUUCCCCCACUGUAUCCCCUUUAACCCCAACCCCUCACCACCAAAUUUCAAACUAAAAUCCAUGAGAUUCUCCGCAUCGUCAUAAACGAAUAUACGAAGAUUGUGAGUGCCAAGUUCCGUGGAAAGCGCUUGAAUUUUUGUGUCUCACCCCUAAAAAGUUAGUGCGGUUGACACUGGCGUCACAUCGACGAGUGCUAGUUCCGUUUGUUGGAAUAAAGUGAAGAAGUUUCUCCCAACGAUGCGAUGAUUCGUCAGUGAGUGGCAAGUAUGUGAUAAUUAAACUCCCCGUGUUUUCAAAUUAUGAAAAAUUCUUAAAAUUCAAAAAUAUUCAAAAACAAGUGCCCGAUUUCGAGUGCCGAUACAAUUACGCGUGAUUGGGUUUAUUGUGAGGAUUUUACACAGUGAUGUUUAACAAUAUGGAGGUACAGAGAGGAAUGACGGCAGACGUUGAAUGCCGUUGAAAAGCCGACAAUGAUUUUCUCCCGUUCAAUGGGAAGCAAUUUACUGAUCGGUGGAACGCAAAUGGACUGACCAAUGAAGGGACUAUCCCCUGGAAUUGAUGGUACUAAUUUGUACGAGUAUGCGACCAACAGCUAUUCUCUGGUGACAAAAAUUUCCUGCUGAGUGAUAGUUUUUUUUUUUUAACCCGAGUAAUCCUCAAAUACUCGUCACCGGGGUGUGCAUCGCACUGGUGGACACUCCAUCCGAGGUGAUUGGAGGAAGAUGCUGUAAAUAAGGCGGUAACCAUUCGCCCAGUGAGUGAAGUGAAGUGAACGGGGUCACGUAAUCCUUGAAGCACAAUGGCACUUCUGUUUGUUGUUAUCGUUAUUCUCGUUACAACUGCAAUGUCACUGCCGCCUGUCAUACGAAUUGGUGCGAUAUUCACCGAAGAUCAAAAGGACAGUCCCUCAGAGCUAGCCUUCAAGUACGCAGUCUAUAGAAUCAACAAAGACAAGAAUCUUCUUCCCAACACAACUCUCGUUUACGACAUCCAGUAUGUGCCCAAGGACGACUCCUUCAGAACAUCAAAGAAAGCCUGCAAACAACUGUCGAGAUCAGUGCAGAGCAUAUUCGGUCCAACAGAUCCACUUUUAGGCGCUCACAUUCAGAGCAUAUGCGAAGCCCUUGACGUACCACACUUGGAGGCACGAAUGGACUUCGAACCGACUUUCAAAGAGUUCAGUAUAAAUCUCUAUCCAUCUCAGGAUCAUCUGAAUAAGGCAUUCAAGGAUCUCAUGUCCUUUCUCAAUUGGACGAGAGUUGCUAUAAUCUACGAGGAAAAUUAUGGCCUAUUCAAGCUUCAGGAUCUCGUUAAGUCACCACCAACCACACGCACUGAGAUGUAUAUACGUCAGGCUGGUCCUGGCUCCUAUCGUCAGGUACUGCGGGAAAUCAGGCAGAAGGAAAUUUACAAGCUCAUUAUAGAUACUGAUCCUCUUCAUAUGCAGCAGUUCUUCAGAGCGAUUCUACAACUACAAAUGAACGACCACCGCUACCACUACAUGUUUACCACGUUUGAUAUCGAGACAUUCGAUCUAGAGGAUUUCAAGUACAACAGUGUAAACAUGACUGCCUUUCGUCUAGUCGAUCUCGAGGAGCCACGAGUAGCUGAGGUUUUGAGGCAGAUGGAGCGCUUCCAGCCGAUUGGACAUGCCAUUCUCAAUCGAACUGGAAUUAUCCAGGCAGAACCGGCGCUUGUCUACGACAGCGUUCAAGUUUUUGCUCAUGGGCUUUCCUCCCUCGAUCGGAGUCACGUACUACGACCAAUGAACUUAUCCUGCGAUAGGGAGGAACCCUGGGAUGAUGGGCUGUCUCUUUACAACUACAUAAACGCGGCGGGAAUUCACGGCCUAACUGGCCACAUAGAAUUCAACGAGGGUAAACGUAACAAUUUCAAGCUCGAUCUGUUGAAGUUGAAAAAAGAGGAGCUAGUGAAGGUGGGUGAAUGGCGACCAGGGCAGGGGGUUAAUGUCACGGACGUGAACGCUUUUUACGAGACAACAGCAACAAAUAUAACACUGAUUGUCAUGACUCGCGAGGAGAGGCCGUACGUUAUGGUAAAAGAGGAUAAGAAUUUAACUGGAAAUGCGAGAUUCGAGGGAUUUUGCAUUGACUUGCUAAAAUGGAUUGCCGGACAAGUGGGCUUUCAGUAUGCCAUUCGGCUUGUUCCUGAUCACAUGUAUGGAGUGUACGAUCCAGAGACCAAAGAGUGGAAUGGAAUUGUUCGGGAAUUAAUGGAAAAGAGGGCAGAUUUAGCUGUGGCCUCCAUGACCAUUAAUUAUGCACGAGAGAGUGUAAUCGACUUUACGAAGCCCUUCAUGAACCUCGGGAUUGGAAUUCUCUUUAAGGUACCAUCCAGCCAGCCAACUCGUCUAUUCUCCUUCAUGAAUCCCCUCGCUGUUGAAAUAUGGCUGUACGUUCUAGCAGCGUAUAUGCUCGUAAGUUUUACACUAUUCGUAAUGGCGCGAUUUAGCCCAUACGAGUGGAAUAAUCCACAUCCCUGCCUGGCUGAGAGUGAAGUUGUUGAAAAUCAGUUCAGUGUCAGCAACAGUUUUUGGUUCAUCACAGGCACUUUUUUACGUCAGGGAAGCGGCUUAAAUCCAAAGGUGGCUAAACGUCCACCCAGUAGACUCUUCUCAUUCAUGAAUCCUCUUGCCGUGGAGAUUUGGCUAUCAAUGCUGGGUGCCUAUCUUAUGGUGUCCAUUACUAUAUGGAUUGUCGCGAGAAUGUCACCUUAUGAGUGGAUUGAACCACCUCCGUGCCCUAGCUGCAAGUGCCCUCUGCAGGGGAGCCAUGUGAGUGCCUUGGAGCCGGAGAGCGAUGACAUCCCAUUGCCAAGAACAGUCAACGAUUUCAGCCUUGCCAACAGUUUCUGGUUCGCAGUUGGAACUUUAAUGCAACAGGGGAGUGACCUCAAUCCCAAGGCAACCAGUACGAGAAUAGUCGGUGGAAUAUGGUGGUUCUUCACGCUGAUAAUAAUAUCAUCGUACACUGCAAACCUCGCUGCUUUUCUCACGGUCGAAAGAAUGAUAACGCCAAUUGAAAAUGCCGCGGAUUUAGCUGAACAAACGGAGAUCACCUAUGGUACGCUUGAAGGAGGAAGCACAAUGACAUUUUUCAGGGAUUCGAAAAUAGGAAUCUACCAAAAAAUGUGGAGAUUUAUGGAAUCCCGAAGAUCGACUGUAUUUGUAUCAACCUAUGAAGAAGGAAUAAAACGUGUUUUGGAGGGAAAUUAUGCAUUCCUGAUGGAAUCAACAAUGCUGGACUACGCAGUCCAACGAGACUGCAAUCUAACCCAAAUCGGUGGUCUCUUGGACAGCAAGGGCUACGGUAUAGCCACCCCAAAAGGUUCACCAUGGAGAGACAAGAUAUCACUGGCUAUUCUCGAGCUACAGGAGAAGGGAGUUAUACAAAUACUGUACGACAAAUGGUGGAAGAAUACCGGUGACGUUUGUAACAGGGAUGAAAAGAGUAAAGAGAGCAAAGCGAAUGCACUAGGAGUUGAGAACAUCGGAGGGGUUUUUGUUGUUCUACUGUGUGGCCUGGCCCUGGCGAUUCUCGUAGCGAUUCUCGAAUUCUGCUGGAAUUCCAAAAAACACGCGCAAUCAGAUCGGUCUCUGUGUGCCGAGAUGGCCUCGGAGUUGCGGUUCGCAUUACGCUGCGGUUCACAACAGCGUCGACUUACCAAAACCAGAAAUGCCGAGGGUGAUAUGACAACAACCGUAACCUGUACCAGGUGUAGUCCACCAUCUACAUCAUUGCUACGUAGCAGACGAUGCUUCAGUCAUGAAGAAACAACUUACAUGCCAAGCAUCGAUAUACCGCGAUUAAAUGCAGGAAGUUGGUGCACUACCGAUGACAGAGAUGAAGAAAUCAUUGAGCUUCGAUCAAGUGGGGACAUGCCGUGGAGGGAACACCUAGCACAGGCCUCACCAUCAUCAUCAGCCGGUCCAAUCACAACUACAGACACCACCACCACCGUCUGUGUGCAGAGCAACACCAACGCACACACGUCAUUGUCACUGCCACUCACAUUCUCACAGUCACAGUCAUUCGCACAAACAUCAACUACCACCACCGAGGCAGAGGAGAGCCUCAUCGGGCAUCAGUUUAGGUCAAGGAGGUGACCACCCUGAAAGCAUCUUAUGGAGAUUCGACUGCGAUCUAGCGGGUGAACCAGACGUAGUAAUAUCCCCCCCACCCCCACCACCACCACCAUCCGCUGCUGUAUCAAGAACAACAAC